UUGUCUCUACAUUUCUUGCGGUGGCGUCGGACGAGCCAAGCGCCAUUUCGCGCCCGCAUCGUCGGAGGUUCUGUUUCGUUCUCUUAGGGUUUUUCGCUUCCCUUCUUUGCGCUCCGGUCUGUUCCUUCCUCCCUGCUGCGGGAAACUUACGCUGCAAGCGAAAAAGCUAGAGAGAGAGAGAGAGAGAGAGAGAGCCUCGCGAAGAUGGCGUGGAACGAGCCGUUCGGCGAGUCUUCGGCUCCCCACCGGCCCGGCCGCCCCAGCCGGCCCUUCUACGCCCCUCCCCACGUCAGGCGGGACGACGGGUACUUCGGCCCCGGCGCCGGGCCGGCUCCGGCUCGGUAUCGCCCCCGAUUCGGCGCCUUCGACGACGCCAGGCCCGCCAGCGGCCGCGGCCGUGGCCGGAGCCGUGGCUACUGGGGCGGCGGCGGCGGCGGCGGCGGAGGUCGCUUCGCCGGACGACGGUUCGAGGUGCGCCGGGACGCUAGCCCCGAGAGGCGUUUCGACGACGCGUCCGAACCGGCUGCCGAGUUCCGCGACCUCGGGGUUACCGAGGAGAGCGGCGAUGGCGGCGGCGAGGCCAUCAACUUCGACGCGUACGAGAACGUGCCGGUGGAAGCCAGCGGGUCCGAGGUGCCGCCGCCGGCGGUGGGCACGUUCGAGGAGAUCGAUUUGGGGGAGGCUCUGAGCCUGAACAUCAGGCGUUGCAAGUACGCGAAGCCGACGCCGAUACAGCGCCACGCGAUCCCGAUAGCCGUCGCCGGGCGCGACCUCAUGGCGUGCGCGCAGACCGGGUCCGGCAAGACGGCCGCGUAUUGCUUGCCGAUGGUCUUUGGGGUCUUGAGCGACGGCGUGACGAGGGAGAGAAACCCGUCGUCGAGAAGAUGCGCGUGUCCCUCGGGCCUUGUUCUGUCUCCGACGAGGGAGCUGGCUUGUCAGAUAUAUGAGGAGGCGAAGAAGUUUGCAUAUCAAACUGUUGUGAAGGUUGCUGUUGCAUAUGGUGGUGCACCAUUUGGUCAGCAGGUUCGCACCCUGGAAAAGGGUGUUGACAUUUUAGUUGCCACGCCUGGUCGUUUAGUGGAUAUGAUUGAAAGAAAUAAAGUCUCUCUUAGAAAGAUUAGAUAUUUUACUUUGGAUGAAGCUGAUCGUAUGUUAGAUAUGGGCUUCGAGCCCCAAAUUCGGAAGAUUGCGGAACGGUUGGACAUGCCACCAUCUGGAGCAAGGCAGACAAUGCUAUUCAGUGCUACUUUUCCAGAUGAUAUACAGAGGCUGGCGUCCGAUUUUCUCUCUGAUUAUAUCUUUCUUGCUGUUGGAAGGGUAGGCUCCAGCACGGAUCUGAUUGCUCAAAAGGUUGAAUUUGUUGAUGAUAAGGAUAAGAGAAGCUAUCUUGCGGAUCUUCUUCGUUCCCAAUCAAAAAAUGGAUGUCUUGGCAGCAAGCAAGCUUUAACUUUAGUGUUUGUUGAGACCAAGAGAGGAGCGGAUGCCCUCGAGAACUGGCUGUCGAGAAGUGGCUUUCGUGCUAUAGCUAUACAUGGAGAUAAAGUUCAAAAGGAAAGAGAGCGAGCUCUGAGAUCGUUCAGAAGCGGAGCCAUUCCCAUUAUGGUAGCGACGGAUGUUGCCGCACGAGGUCUUGAUAUCCCGCACGUUGCUCAUGUUAUAAACUAUGACUUGCCCAGAAGUAUAGACGACUAUGUGCACAGGAUUGGCCGAACAGGCCGAGCUGGUAAAUCUGGGUUGGCAACUGCAUUCUUCAAUGGAAAGAAUAUGUCACUUGCAACAGAGCUCGUGCAACUUAUGCAAGAGGCAAAACAGGAAGUCCCUUCUUGGCUCAGUGAGUGUGCCGAACAGUCAUGUAAUGGUAGCCAUGGCCGGGCUCGGAACCAUAGGGCGAGCAGGUUUGGUGGCAAUGACUUCCGAAGAGGUGCGAAAUCUAGCUACAGGGGCUACUCUUCUUCUAGCGGUUACAGAGAUGCGCAUGCUUAUGGUUCUAGUGAAGAUUGUUAUGCUCACCCUCCCAGCACCGAUGUUUACGGCUACGCUGCUGCUGAUUCGUACCAUUCCGCAAGUCACGGUUACUAUGAUGGUGCUAAUAACGAUUCUCACGCUGGUGAGUCGGACGGUUACGGCACGAGUCAUGGAUCAAUCGUGGCCAGAGGUUGGGAGUAGCCUCGCCUCGCCUCGGUCCCGCUUUUGCAUCUUUAUGUGUUGACACAGCACAUUCACAUAUGGGGUAUAUAUUUUAGCUUUGGCACCGUGAUAGGAGAGCUAUUUCAAGAACACAUUACAGGUUGGAAACUGGGAAAACAAAUUUGGGCUGUUCAGGCUUGGGCAGCUUUUUUACUGUCUCGGAGUUUUUGUUUGGGGGUUUUUUACAGAAGUAGCUUCCAACUUGUGUUCAUCACACUUUACCUGACCUGUUACUGCCUUUACGAAAAGGCAUGCUUCGUUCUCCUCAAGGAUCUUUAACUUUUGAUGGAUGGCCCCAUCUUGUGCUGAUAUAUUGUCGUUAGAAGAUAACCCACCUUCCUAUCGGGUUCCCUGA
Messenger RNA from Syzygium oleosum, 2542 nucleotides. Its product is annotated as DEAD-box ATP-dependent RNA helicase 37-like. The record is from RefSeq and is a predicted model, not a curated record. Gene Ontology annotation, cellular component: nucleus. The transcript is spliced from 6 exons. Gene Ontology annotation, molecular function: RNA helicase activity; ATP binding; RNA binding. NCBI's taxonomy places the organism in Eukaryota, Viridiplantae, Streptophyta, Magnoliopsida, Myrtales, Myrtaceae. Bases 205 to 2166 code for a protein of 653 amino acids.